Messenger RNA from Castor canadensis (American beaver), 1602 nucleotides. NCBI's taxonomy places the organism in Eukaryota, Metazoa, Chordata, Mammalia, Rodentia, Castoridae. The record is from RefSeq and is a predicted model, not a curated record.
CAGGGCCAUGUUCUGCAAUGACCUGAAGGAAAAGCAUGAGAAGAGGAUCAUUAUCAAAGGUGUGGACGCUGAGACCAUGCAUACUCUCCUGGACUACACGUACACCAGCAAGGCGCUCAUCACCAAGCAGAACGUCCAGCGGGUCCUGGAAGCCGCCAACCUCUUCCAGUUCCUGAGGAUGGUGGAUGCCUGUGCCAGCUUCCUCACAGAAGCCUUGAACCCAGAAAACUGUGUAGGAAUCCUGAGGCUUGCAGACACACACUCCUUGGACAGCCUGAAGAAGCAAGUUCAGAGUUACAUCAUUCAAAACUUCGUGCAGAUUCUGAAUUCUGAGGAGUUCCUUGAGCUUCCCGUGGACACUCUGUACCACAUCUUGAAGAGUGAUGACUUGUAUGUGACGGAGGAGGCUCAGGUGUUUGAGACGGUGAUGAGCUGGGUCCGGCAUAAGCAGUCAGAUCGACUCUGCCUGCUCCCCUGUGUCCUCGAGAACGUGCGCUUACCACUUCUGGACCCGUGGUACUUUGUGGAGAUGGUGGAAGCAGAUCCCCUCAUUAGGCAGUGCCCAGAGGUCUUCCCGCUGCUUCAGGAAGCCAGGAUGUACCACCUUUCAGGCAAUGAGGUGAGUUGGAGGCGAGAGGUGCUAUAUUUAACUUGAGAGGUAAGGGGUUAGCCAGCGGGGCUCAGAGAGGCAGAAAAAGCUGGCUCACAAGUCCUUAGGACAUUGAGUAGAAGAUGCUACACUUUUCAUACUUUGAUCAAGAGUUCUAGAAGAUGCCUGACCUGUAAAAUGCGGGACACUACACUCCCAGACAGCUACUGAGAGAUUAGGGGAGGUUAUGGAAAGUAUCCAGCACUGUGCUGGCACAUCCUUCCUCUUCACAGCUGUGCACACACAAACCAGACUGUGUCCUGUGCGGUCAUCAUUCCCUGGGGGAGCACUGCUGUCCUAGUUGUCUUCUGCGGUGAAAUUUUGUAUCUCUCGAUCUCCUCUGACAUUAUCUUGAUUCAAACAUCAUUUCCUUCCUGAAUUUCUGGAAAUUCUCUAGAACCCAUCUCCCUAUUCCCAGUCUGGCCUCCCUCUAGUUCAUUCCCACCAGCGGGAUGGUGUAAAACUCAAAUGUGAGCAUCUCGACUUACCUUCUUCACUGGCUUCCUGUUGCUUUGAUACUUCCUGCCAAAGCUCUCAGAGCCUAGCAUUUAUGGUUUACCUACUGCCCACUUUCUGGCAUCAUCUCCCACCUCCCUCUUCUACCGUAGUUCUGAAGCACUGCUUGUAUUCCCCAAAGUGGGCUGCUUUUCUAGCCUCUAGGAUGGUGCAGAUACUGGUUACUGCCUCCUUCUCCUUCCUCUAGCUGACUUCCACUUUUGCUCCAAAAUCCGGUUCAAGCAUCACCUUCUCCAGAGACCUCUCUGUUUUUAUAGCCCUUCGAUCAACUGCAACAUGGUAGCCAUUGAAUUCAUUAUUGCAACUGUCUCUAGACUGGGAGCUUGUGACAGUAGGCAAUAUGGCUUACUGGACUUUUCAUCUCUAGAUCUUGGGAGAGAGUCCUUGGUAUAUCUUGAGUAAUGGUAAAUGUUUAUUGAAUGAUUAAAUGGUACCAG